UGAUUUCGACGAUGAAGAUGACGAGAUAAUGCAAUGGGAAAUGGAACAAAUUAAAAAGGGAGGACAUUUCCUUAAAACUUCAACAAACCAAUCUCAAUCAAAAAAACCGGUUAUAAAUAUCUCAAUUCCCACAAUCACAUCUAUUAAGUCAAUAUCUGAAGUUCAGACGAUUCUUGAGCAAAAAAUGAAUGACCUACGGUACCUUCACAAUACACACCAAUCAGAACUUGUUCAAAUUCAAAAGAACAUUGACAGUCUUGUUAAAUCAAGUGAACAAAUGGAAAAUGAAUUACAAACCACCAAGAAGCGAUAUACGUAUUUUCAAGAACUUAAAACGUUC
Dentiscutata heterogama is the source of this 340-nucleotide messenger RNA. Lineage: Eukaryota; Fungi; Glomeromycota; Glomeromycetes; Diversisporales; Gigasporaceae. The record is from the annotation of a GenBank genome assembly.